GCCUACCCCUGCGCGGCCGCGCAGCGCCGCGACCCCCGCCCAGAGGAGCCGCCUCCCCUCGACCCGCCGCCGCCAUGUCGGGCCCGCCCGGCCGCGCCGCGCUGCCGCCGCUGCUGCUGCUGCUGGGGCUGCCCGGGCUCCUGCCGGCGCGGCCGCUGGGCGGCGACGGGCGGCCCCGCUACGAGCCCACCUGGAGCUCGCUGGACGCCCGGCCGCUGCCCGCCUGGUUUGACGAGGCGAAGUUUGGCGUCUUCAUUCACUGGGGCGUGUUCUCGGUGCCCAGCUUCGGCAGCGAGUGGUUCUGGUGGUACUGGCAGAAGGAAAAGAGAGUGCCCUAUGUGAAAUUCAUGGAGGCAAAUUACCCACCUGGGUUCAGUUAUGAAGAUUUUGGGCCACUGUUUACAGCAGAAUUCUUUGAUCCCAACCAGUGGGCAGAUAUUCUGAAGGCUUCAGGUGCAAAAUAUGUUGUCUUAACUUCAAAACAUCAUGAAGGCUUUACUUUGUGGGGGUCCAGAUAUUCUUGGAACUGGAAUGCUGUUGAUGUGGGACCGAAACGAGAUCUUGUGGCUGAACUAGCAAUGUCUGUUAGAAACAAGACUGACUUGCAUUUUGGGUUAUAUCAUUCCCUGUUCGAAUGGUUUAAUCCUCUUUUCCUUGAGGAUGCCACCAAUGUCUUUAAGACAAGAAAGUUUCCAACCAGUAAAUCCUUACCAGAACUCUAUGAAAUUGUGACCAAGUACCAACCAGAAAUAAUUUGGUCUGAUGGGAAUGGAAAUGCACCAGAUACUUACUGGAACAGCACUGGUUUCUUGGCUUGGCUGUAUAAUGACAGUCCAGUCCGGGACACAGUUGUGACCAAUGACCGCUGGGGAGUUGGCAGCAUCUGUACACAUGGUGGAUUCUACACUUGUAGUGACCGGUAUAACCCCGGCCACCUCCUGCCUCACAAGUGGGAGAACUGUAUGACUAUUGACAAGAGGUCAUGGGGGUACAGGAGGAACGCACAGCUUGAUGAUUACCUCACAAUCGAGGACUUGGUGAAGCAACUUGUAGAAACAGUGUCUUGUGGAGGAAAUCUCCUGAUGAAUAUUGGGCCCACUCACGAUGGUCGCAUCGCUGUUAUAUUUGAGGAACGCCUGAGGCAGAUGGGUGCCUGGCUGAAAGUCAAUGGAGAAGCCAUCUAUGGAACGAAACCAUGGAGAGCACAGAACGACACGGUCACACCAGAAGUGUGGUACACUUUCAGUCCUAAAGGCGGCCAAGUCAAUGCUAUCUUCCUUAACUGGCCAGUCUCUGGGACUCUGGAACUUGGUGAGCCACAGGCUAAGCUUGGAGAAACACAGGUGAAGCUGGUUGGCUACAAGGAACUGCUGAAAUGGGUUGCCCUAGGAGAAAAGGGAAUUGUUAUAGCUCUACCUCAAUUAACUCCUAAGCAAUUGCCAUGUCAGUGGGGCUGGACUUUACAGCUGAUUGACAUAAACUGAGCCAUACACUGCUGGAGCCUUGGGUAGUAGGUAAUGCUGCUCUUUUGCCAGUUUCUCAUCAUUGGUUUCUAACUGGUAGUUGCUUGACUGAGAAACAUCAAUAAUUUCACUUUUUUUAUGAAAGGUGGGCUGUAAUUAAAGGAUGGAAUGAACCUCACAUGAAAUCUAGCACUAGAUAGUUGAAUCUAUGCAUACAAUUUGUUUCUUUGAACUUGUGUGAAAAACUGAGCAUCUACCUUGAGCUCUCUACUUUUAUUUUUUAGUCAGUUUCUUGCCAAGUUUUGUGAAGAAGCGGGGGUGGGGACAGGGGAAAUGGGCACUAGAUUUUUAAAGCCAUGAGAAAGAACAAAGCUAGCUCAAGCCAGUGUUCAAAUGCAUGUAAGUCAGUCAGUUGUAUGUCUUAAUGGAAGAAACCUAACUUCCACAAAACUGUACAGUAAAAACUGAGUUUUAGAAAAAAGAAUAAACUUUUUCCAGUUGUGUGCAACAACUGGCAGCUGAUAGUUUCAGCUGAGUAGGGUACUGGAUCUAGAAGGGUGAGGAAUAUUUCACAAAUGUAUGGAGGAAAUGCAUAUAUGUACAUCUUCAUUUCUCAUCAUGAAAAUCAUUAAUUUUACAUGUUCCUACUCUUGAGUAGUCCUAUUACUGGGAUGCAAGUAAAGUGGGAAAGGUUUUUUUUUUUGCUGUUUUGUAUAAUUCUACAUGCUUAAAGCUGAUUCUUGUUUACAGCCAUUUUUACACAGUUACUAGGUUGCCUUCUGUGAACUAUUAAACAAAACAUAGACUUCAGUUAAAAAAAAAAGUUAGUAAAAAAGAGAAAUAACCAGGAGUUGCUAGGGUUCCUCAGCUUUGGCAGAGACACAUUUUAAGCAGAGGGUAGAUUGCACCUAACUUGAAAAAUUCCCAAACUCAUCAUGUGUUAGGAUUUGUAGGGACAGAUCUGCACUGUGGAGUUUGCAAAGAGGGGGAGGUAUAGGACAACAAAAAGCAUGAAGUGUUUCAGUGUAGAGAGCAAGGGUUUAUUUUUCCUGAGUAAUGUUAAUAAGUGCAAAACUAUUACUGUACAAGUUUAAAUUUAUUCUUUCAACUAUGUCAAGAUUUUAAGUAAUGGGCCAAAUGAAGUUAUUCUUGUCUUUCCUGCUAGUAAUGUUAAUACACACACAAAUUUUACAUUAAAAUAUUUUAUUACAAUACAGACCAUUGGGCUCAAAAUUAAUACAAAUUAAGAUAAAAUAUUUACAAGUUAAUGUGUACAGUGUAGCUGUUUGAACAGCAUAAACAAGAGAACUUCUAAAAAUCCACAUUCCUUUAGUAUUAAGUAACAGAGAGCACCCCCCCCAGCUUGUUCAAGAGGAACGUGCAUCAGUUGGCAAAGGCUUUCUGAAGAAUGAGAAACUCUUUGGAAUAAUGUUUGUAAAGUUAAGGAAAAAAAGUUUUCCUUUAUAAAAAGAAAAAUUUGGGAGAAGAAGAACAAAGCCUUGCUCCAUUCUGCUACUCUCUGCUAUUCUUAGAUCACUAUCAUUAGUUUUUUCCAAAGCUUACACAGCCCAAGCAAACAAAUGAUUUUUUUAGUAACUUGUAAUACUGCCACCAGAUGCCGUUCAGAUGCAAUAAAAAUAAUCAAAUUAAUUAUGGAAGAGUUUAACCACUUUAAUAGAAAAGUCUUUACAUACAAUGAUUCUUUCAACAAGAAUAUUUUUAAUGGGUGUUUGAAACAGAAUUCUAUUAGAACAAAUAUGGGCUCACUCCCACUUUUUUCAGGAUGUUCUUUCUGCUGGUCUACCACUCCUACACCAUUAUAAAAUUAACCCAAGUCUCAUCAGUAGUCACACGGGAUUUGUUAUAAAUACAGGAUCUAUUCCUAUAAAUGUGCAGUUCAUUUCUCUAGUUGCUGAGGGGUACUAAAAGCUUCAUAAACAUUAGCAGCAAAAUCUUUCACUUGUUCCAUCAUCAACAGGUCCUGGAAGAAAUUUAAAGAAUAAAUAUGCUUAAUCAAACACAUCCACCACUAUUCUGGUUUUGCUGCAGUAUGUAAUUAAUCAUGAGAAAAGCACCUGGCACUCCCACAGAGAUGUAACUCAAAUUUCUUGCUUUAGAAAGGUUUAGGAGCAGAAUUGCAAGCAGAACCAAGUUAAGAGAUAUUUUGUGCUUCUGCACAGUUUAGCAGAGGGAAGAGUUUCUAGAAAAAGAGCAUAUUUUUGGAAGAUACAAAUGUAGAAAAAGUUUAAGUUAUGCCAAUUGUUUCUACUUUUUUUUUUUUAAAAGCCACCGAAAUUAAACAGAAUGAAGUAUGUUAUUAAAAAGAAGUAUACACAACAUUCAUUUCAAAAUUUUACUUGGGAUAUUUUAAAUAAGCAAGAUUCUUACCUGAACAAAGUGACUGGGUGUUUCACUGCAUACUGAAUGGAUCUGUCCAUUUAUUAUUGGAAUUAUCUUGGCUAAAGGAAGACUGACACUGGAAAGACUAGAAAAGAACAAAAAUAUUGACCUGGACCUGCUCUGACAUUAGUAAAGCCACUAAACUGUGAGUAUUACAGUUCUGAAAAUUACUACUUCAGAAGUAAGAGUUGAAAGACUGCAAACUAAAAUGUACAGAUGAAGUUGGUUCCCCCCCCCACCCCCGUCAAGCUUUUCAUUUAAUAUAGAGAAGUACCAAAGCAAAUUUCAGUUGGUGUUCCUAUUAUACACAGUUUCACACUUGCUUCUCAUGCAAGAGAAAUAUGGUUUAGGCAGAGUCUUUACAUGCGUGUGUGUAUGUAAACAGUUGUUAGCAGUAUUUCAAACUCUAAACCUGGCUUAGGACAGACAGCCAAACUACAGCCUUUGGGACAUUUUAAGUAUGUAAAUAGUGUAUAUUUAAAUAAAAACAUUACUCUGAGUGCCAUCAGUUAUUAAAAUGAAUAAUAACUGGGUUUAUGGAUGUUUGAGGUUUUAAUCUAGUAUUUUAGAAAUCACAUUUCAAGGAUUUGAACACAGCUUUUAGAUUUGUAACACUCUCACUGCACUGUUUAAAACCAAAGUUAACUUCAGAAUAAAAUCUAUUUUUAAACAGCCUUCUAGGAAGAGGUAGAAGAUCCUGAAUGUUAGGAUCUUUUUUUCAGCAUAGCAGCAAAGAACUCUAAAGCUCCAUAGGUGCUUUGGCUACAUGUAUUUGGAGAAUCAUGGUAAUGCCUCCCUUCCUUGAGAACUACAGUAACUGACAGUUGGAGACUGGGGUGUACAGAGCUUAUCUGCUAACUGUAGGGAAAUGCUAUCUUUCUCACGGCCUCAUAGGGGAGGUACUGCAAUACAUCUUUCAGUAGUCACCACCAGUGGGGUAAAUCCUCCUUAGCCAGAAAGGCAGUCUGCUUAGUACAGUGUUCAGGCAAAAAGUAGGUGGUGUAUGUCUUCUGAUUGAUUGCUGCUUUUAGAUCUGCAAGUAAUGGUAGGAAAGACACCUCAUGUAAAUUCUAGCUAUUUCAUGGGUGGGAAGAAACAUGCAAUACUCCUCACUGCCUACCUGACCAAAGUGAGGAGAUUGCAUUUAUUCUUGAAGAGCAAGAAGCAUAAUUAUUUCGAGCAUGAGAAUUUCAAGUAGGCAGGAAAAUCAGUAGCCUUUUUUGGAAUUCACUAUGAUCCCACAGCAUUAUUCACAUGAGAACCAGAACAAAAGAAAACAUUUACCUAUUUACAGAGCCAUUCUGAGAGAGGUCCUUUUCAGUAGGUCUAAAAAACUCUGCCAUAUUGUCCAGUAGUCGACUGAAUCCUCUAUUUAAACAUGUGCUCAAAACUGUACUGAAGUCUGGACUGGGAGGGCGAAAAAAAAGUUUCAUUCCUGGGAUUUACUUUUCCAAACUAAAAAACCCUGCAAGUAUUCAGUGUUACAGACGUCCCUCCCACAAGGGAAGAUGUAUGACCCAAAUAAAACGCCAUUAGUAUAGCCACCUCAAGAAAGACCAGCUCCCCAAUAACUCCACAGCAAACCAAUCAACAACCUAAACUCUACCCUAAGAUUACUAAAACCCAGAUAAAUCUAAAGCAUUCCUCACUUCUCUUUCUUACUAAUAACACAGAAGGGACUUACCUCAUCCUUAAAAUGCCCCAGAUCUCUAGCAGCUAAAUUGCAAGAAUAGUUUGGCAUUUGGCUCAAUUCCCUCAUAUUCAAUGUUUAUUAUAGAUGCCUCACUGUGGUAGCUCUCUGGUGAAAGGAUGCAUACAACCACUCUCAAAACCAUGCAUUAAAAAUACAUUCUGAUGAGCCAAAACUGGUGUUCGUUUUAUCAAAGGAAGUAAAUCCAAUAAAAUUACUCUCAAUUUACCCUGCUUUAGCAGAAGAGAAGUACUCCUCUGUUCCUGCAUAACUACAGAAAAGGUGAGGAAGAGAUGAAAGAGGUGUGACUGGGAAGGACAUCCUGGUCAUCUCAUUAAGGCAGGAUUGUUUCUUAUAAGUAAGUUUCAGAGCGCUCAAAUUUUGGAAAUCCCAGCUUACAAUUAGUGAAUAUAAAAGUUUAAUGCAACAGAGUGGCCACAUUUUGCAAAUGAAAGUUGACAGCUUUUUAUAUUAAAGAAAUGGUCUUACAUAAACAAUAGUUGUGAGGAGGGGUUUAACAGGAAUACAGAAUAUUUCUCUAUACCUUUCUAGCAUAUCUCUAGUUUCAUUAAGUAAUUUAAUUGUAGCAAUGUCUCUUUCUGUGAGUCCACAGGCCUAGAAAAAGCAAAGACAGACACUAUUUAGUAAGAAAGCUAUUGGCAACCAUAACAACAGAAAUGGAAGAGUUUUGUACCAUGGAAUUAAGUCAAGGUGUGUAAGGCAAAUCUAUUUAAAAGAAAACAUUUACUGUCGUAAAUCAGAUUCUUUAUAAUUUGUGUUCUAAUUUCCCUUUUAAAUGGUCACUAUAGGAUUUUUUUUUUUUUUUACUAAAAACAGUAUUAGCAGGAAAUACCAGCCUAAUUGAACAAAGUAUUUUUUCCACUUCUGACCCCCAAAACUGAAAUAAACCCUGCAUAUCAGCUUAAGUUAAAGGGAUAAGUGCAUGCAGUCACACAGUGAAAGCCUAAGUUUCUUCUUUAUACUACUGUGAUACCAAGUUAAGCAUGAGUUUUCUCCAGCCUGUGGUGUGGAUGGAGACAAACACCUUUAGAAAAUUUAGGAAAUUAAUGUUACAACUGAGAUUAGAUACACCUUUCCCGUGACUCCUGUUCAUUUUCCAGCCCAAAGUGACAAAGGACUCCCGCACACCAUCACCUUCUUGUGCAUCAGCCAAGAUGCUACAGCUGUCCAUGAUCUUUGCUGGUAUACAAGUGCAAGGUAAUACAAUUUAGCUUAGGGCUGAGUUAAGCUGCAUUGUGUUACAGCAUACGUCACAGGCUAAAAGCAGUAACUGGGCUGUGUUCCUGAGCUCAGAGCUGACGUUCUGAGGAUGGCACUUGUUUUCAAUCAAAUCUGAAGAAAGUACAACUUUACUUUGCCUUGAUUAAAGGGAUAAGGACACUUGAUGUGUGACAGAAGAGGCCUUGCCAUUUAUUAAAAGAUACAGAUGCCAUGGUAUAGCUAGAGGACUGUUACAUACCAUUCCCUCCCCAAAAGAAAAAAACACAGAAUGAAAAAAAGAUAGAUGAAAGAAACUGAAACAAGUACCUGGGUAGCCAAGGGAUUUUCUUCAUCUGGCAUCAGAUAAUGACAUAAGGGAGAGUGAGAUGCAGUCUGAUCUGAAUCUUUAUGUUCCACUACUUCCCUGAUAUCUUUAACUUUCUGUUCCAGCUCCAGAAGAGAUAGGGUGUGCUUAAGGGAAAUACUGGAAAGGAAAAAAGACUACAGUGUUGGUUGCAAAAUGAACAAUGAUACUUUGUUCUCCUACCGGUAACAUGUUCACAAGUAACAGGAUCCCAGUCUGCUAUAUGAGUUCGCACUGGCAGAUAUAGCCUGCUAUAAUAAAAACAUUGUUUUGGAAAAAGUCA
Molecule: messenger RNA, 7421 nt
Organism: Aquila chrysaetos chrysaetos
Lineage: Eukaryota; Metazoa; Chordata; Aves; Accipitriformes; Accipitridae
Gene: FUCA2
Product: alpha-L-fucosidase 2
Exons: 7
Coding region: 75-1484 (469 amino acids)
Biological process (GO): fucose metabolic process; glycoside catabolic process
Cellular component (GO): lysosome
Molecular function (GO): alpha-L-fucosidase activity
Source: RefSeq, a predicted model, not a curated record